CUUUGCAAAUAACUACCUUAACUAAAAAAUUUUGCAAAAAACUACCUUACAUAAUACAUUAUUUUGCAAAAGAGUACCUUGUAACGGAAUUAGGCCUUUGACCGCUUAUUUUGACGUUGACCAGCACGUGCCAGUCACGUGUCACCUUCAUUAACCUAAAUCUCCUUUCUCCCAAAUUCGCAGCCAUUCUUCCAGCUCGAAAUUCCUGAAGCUUUCACCAAUUCACCAAUUCGCUCCCAUCCAGCUCGUAAGAUCAAGUUCAUUGGAAUUUCUAAGCAAAUCCGGUAUGUACUACUAAUUAAUUAUGGUUUUGUACUUCUUUGUUGCAUCUUAGUUAUAAUUUUAAAUUUUUUCGUUUUUAGAUUUGCUUCCUCCUGCAGCUAGAUUUGCUUCUUUGUUGUUGUAUCUGAAUACUAUAUUAGGGUUCUUAAAAUUAGCUAUAUCAAUCCGUAAAAAUUAGCUAAGAUGAAGAAAUUGACAAUCCGUAAAAAAGCCAUUGAUUCGAAAAAGAAGCAGUGUGAGUUGUCAACUGAGGUGGGUAAUGUAAGGGUAGAUGAUGUCUUGAUUGAAAGUUCUGAGCUGUUUUUAGCAAAUGUAGAUGGUAAUGCUGAUGAGGAUGAGGAUAGUAGUAGUGAUGAUGAUUAUACAUGUGUUAAUGAAGAUGAAUAUGAGAAUGAUUCUGAUUUGUUUGCGGAAAAUGUAGUUUAUGGUCUUGAUGAUGUGUUUAUAGACGAUGAGGAAGUUAGGUUGAUAUUAGAUAAGGAGGUUGAUGAGCAAAACAACACAGACAUGUACUUUAAUGAUGAUGAACCGCAGUCUGAUGAUUAUGAUUUGAGUGCCUUGAUUGAUGAUGAGGAAGGUAUAUGCAGCUAUCCUACAUUCAACCCUGAGAUUGAUUUCAAGGGUAAGAUUAAUUUGUCUUUAGGGCUUAAGUUUCCUUCGACAUAUGUGUUUAGAAAAGCACUAAGGUACCAUGCUAUUGAAUGUGGUUACAAUUAUUAUUACCUGCAUAAUGGUACAAAUAGGAUCAGUGUGUAUUGCUACAACAGAUGUGAUUGCAUGAAAUUGAAAGGUAGAAUUGUGAACUGUGUUUGUGGGAAGGAGAAGAAGUGUUAUUUUAAGGUUCAUGCCGUGAAAUUGAAAGAUGAGGAGACAGUUCAAAUAAGGAGUUAUUUUCCAAACCACACAUGUGGUCACCAACACCAAAAUAAGAAAGUCACUGCUUUGUAUUUAGCUGAGAAAUACAUAGAUGAUUGGAGGGACAAUCCAACCUGGGAAUUAAAGGCAUUUAAGAAACGGGUUAAUAGAGAGUUAGGUUGUGAAGUGAAGUAUUCUAAGUGUUACAUGGCUAAAAGAAUUGCAAUGAAAAUGCUAUAUGGUGAUGCUAGUGAAGAGUAUAGCAGGGUUUGGGAUUAUGCGGAAGCAAUAAGGACGUUUAAUCCAGGAAGCACAGCAAUCGUUAAAUGCAUUGGAAUAGACACACCCCCACCUUUGUUCCAAAGGAUGUAUAUAUGCUUGACAGCGUGUAAGGAGGGGUUUGUAGCUGGCUGUAGGCCUAUUAUAGGUGUUGAUGGGGCACAUCUGAAGGGAAAAUUCCCUGGGGUUUUGUUCACUGCUGUUGGUAAAGAUGGGAACAAUAAUAUCUUUCCCAUUGCAUGGGCUGUGGUUGAAACUGAAAAUGUAGAAACAUGGAUAUGGUUUCUAAAUCUUCUGGUGGAAGACCUUAGGUCGGUAACUGCAUCGAGUAGUUGGGUUGAAGCAGAAGGUGAAGCUUUCACCUUCAUGAGCGAUAGGCAAAAGGGUUUGGUCGAAGCUUUGAACUCAGUGGUUCCUGAAUGCGAAAUUAGGUUCUGCUGUAGGCAUAUAUGGGCGAACUUCAAGAUCAAGUUCCCUGGAGAGUUGUUCAAACAACACUUUUGGAGUGCAGCCAGAGCCUACAACAAGAAUCAUUUUGAUAGAGAAAUGAAUGUAAUAAAGAAUAUUUCUAUUGACGCAUAUGCAUAUCUAGCUGCUAUUCCUGCAAAACAUUGGUCUAGGCAUGCUUUUUGUAGUAGGAGUAAGUCUGGGAUGUUAUUGAACAAUAUUUGUGAGGCAUUCAACAAUGUGUUAGUAGAAGCAAGGGCGAAGCCUAUAAUUUCCCUAAUGGAGUGGAUUAGGAGAUAUGUAAUGCAACGAAGCGCAGCCAAAAGGGAAGGGUUGAGUAACUUUCAAGGUGAGUUGAUGCCAGCUAUCACUAAAAUUAUUGAAAAAAAUGCAAAAGAAAUAUAUGGUUUAAGGGUAAUCCCAGUGGAUGUUUAUGAGUUUGAGGUGGAUGAUAUUGAAGACUGUUACGUUGUAAACUUGGCCAAUAGAACUUGCCAUUGUGGAAGUUGGGACGUUAUAGGGAUUCCUUGCAAACAUGCCGUUGCUUGUAUUGUGCUUAGAAAAUUAGAUGCCAAAGACUUUGUCCACGAGGCGUAUCUCGUAGAAACGUAUCGAAAAACGUAUAGUCCAAAGUUUUAUGGUAUGCCAGGACACAAAAUGUGGCCAACAACCACUUUAGCCAAACCACUUCCUCCACCAUAUAGAAAGAUGCCUGGAAGGCCUAACAAGAGGAAAAGAAAGAAGGAAGUUGGUGAAGGUAAAGGACGAAAGAAGGCUAUUACAGAAUUCAAGCAAAGGAGAUGUGGUAAUUGCGGUGAAGUUGGUCACUACAAAAAGGGCUGCAAAAAUCAACCUAAACCACCACCACCAACAAAGACCAAGUCAAAAGGUGGAAGGCCUAAAAUGGGAUCUUCUUCUACUCAACAAUCUACAACCAAUGAUGUGCCUAGCUCCAGUGGUCAACAACAAACGCAAAACGCUGCAUCUACUUCAUGUAUAAUGGAUCAAAAUAGUCAAAUAUAGACUUGUACUAUGUUGAAUUAUGUCUGGGAUGUACCCUGUAAUGUUGAGCUUAAUUAAAUGUUUUUUAGCAAAUGAAGUAUGUAUACUCAGAAUGUACUGUUGCUCUAAUAUUGCUGUACCCAGUUGAACUUAAUGUAAUGUUCCUUGCAAUCAGUAAUUGAAUUAUUUGCACUAUCUUGAAUCA
This is a messenger RNA of Amaranthus tricolor (Joseph's coat), 3070 nucleotides long. RefSeq lists its product as uncharacterized. The record is from RefSeq and is a predicted model, not a curated record. Gene Ontology annotation, molecular function: zinc ion binding; nucleic acid binding. Bases 466 to 2886 code for a protein of 806 amino acids. Lineage: Eukaryota; Viridiplantae; Streptophyta; Magnoliopsida; Caryophyllales; Amaranthaceae. The transcript is spliced from 3 exons.